UAAGACUUUGUCGACCACUUUUCAGAGUUUCACAGCCAGCAGGUGCCCGUCACUAUGUGGUCGUGGUUUGGCGGCGGCUCUGCUCAGCAGCGGAAGGAUGCGCCUAAAAAUGCCAUCCUUUCCCUGCGCCAACAGCUCGAUAUGCUUCAGAAACGAGAGAGGCAUCUGGAGAACCAAAUGGCGGAACAGGAUGCUAUUGCCCGGAAACAUGUCACCACAAAUAAGAACGCUGCGAAGGCUGCCUUACGACGGAAAAAAGGGCAUGAGAGAUCCCUCGAGCAAACAAGCGCUCAGAUAAUUCAGAUUGAGCAACAAAUAUCAUCUAUCGAGGCCGCCAAUAUCAACCAAGAGACUCUCCUCGCGAUGAAGAAUGCUGGAAAUGCCAUGAAACAGAUCCAUAGUGGGCUUACGAUCGAGAAAGUAGACCAGACCAUGGACGAACUACGAGAACAACACGCACUCAGUGAAGAGAUCGUAAACGCCAUAACAAGCAACUCCAUAGGCGAACCACUAGACGAAUCGGAGUUGGAGGCAGAGCUCGAGGGAAUGGAACAAGAGCAGAUUGACGAACGAAUGCUCAAAACUGGGACUGUGCCAGUCGCAGACCAACUGGGUACAUUACCAGCGGCAGCAAAUGGACCUCUCAAAGGCAAAGAAAGAGCCACGACAGAAGAGGAAGACGAGGAAGCGGAACUGGCAAAACUGCGAGCAGAGAUGGCCAUGUAACUUGCAGCACCAGCGCUCUAUUUCGUAUUUUUAUCAUUUACCAUGAGAAUGGGGAAUAAGGCAAUAAUAAAUAAACCACUUGAUUUAUUCAACGGUGUACAUUUUGGGGCACGAAAUCCGCAGAGAACUAGAGACCAGACCCUUCUGCUUCCUUCAGAAUCUCAAUCUCACCUGACUCGCCCUUCAGCUUUGACCUCUACCCGCUACUUCGAUGUUGAUAACUUCUUUGCGAUUCGUGGCAUUAUCGGCGAUCAGCAGCGCAAAUCCUAUAUCCGUGCCGCUUCUCCAGAGCAUUGCUCUGUCGUAGCUAUAUUAUGGGCGUCCAUGGCUCUAUUUUUUUUUUUUUCCUUUUUCGUGUGCGUGUGUUUCAUUUGUGCUUGUGUGUUCUAAUUUUUCCCGCCUUGUAUUGCUGAUCAUGUAGUCUCUUAUCUUCCUGGUUACUUGCAUCUUGUAGCCAUCUCUCUUUUUGCUCAGCCAUGGAUAUAACGAUAAGAUGGGUAAUUUUCCUCCCAG
Messenger RNA from Histoplasma capsulatum G186AR, 1239 nucleotides. Its product is annotated as ESCRT-III component. Lineage: Eukaryota; Fungi; Ascomycota; Eurotiomycetes; Onygenales; Ajellomycetaceae. Gene Ontology annotation, biological process: vesicle budding from membrane; late endosome to vacuole transport via multivesicular body sorting pathway. Bases 55 to 726 code for a protein of 223 amino acids. The transcript has 4 exons. The record is from RefSeq and is a predicted model, not a curated record. Gene Ontology annotation, cellular component: ESCRT III complex; multivesicular body; cytoplasmic side of plasma membrane.